CUCAAGCCCUCAACCAAAUGCCUUCCUGGCUUCCCGUGAGCAUCCGCGGUAGCUGCUCUGCUUCUUCUCCAUGCCCAUGGUCGACUUUCACUGAGAGUGGUGUGCUACAAACAGUAAACAGUUGGUGGCACACGGCCAGCCAGUGUGAGACUGAGAGAAGGAGCUGAUCGAGAUCUAGUACGUACGUAGCAAUAUGGUAGGAGGAGGUGGGUACAGGCAGAAGCUGAUCCAGGUAUGGAACGAUUGGCAGGUGAGCGUGCUGGUGCUGCUCAGCCUCACCCUGCAACUCCUCUUCCUGAGCACGGCGGGCGCCCGGAGACGGGCGCAGCCGAGCUGGGGGAAGAAAACCUACUUCUGGGCUCUCUACAUCGGCUCCAGGUUCAUCACCACCUACUCCCUCGGCAUCCUCUCCCGCGCCUCCACGGGCGACGCCAACGCCGACAUCCAGGCGUUCUGGGCGUCCCUCCUCCUGUUCCACCUGGGAGGCCCCGACGACUUCACCGCCCUGUCCCUCGAGGACAACAAGCUCUGGGAUCGCCGCUGCCUGGAGCUCUUCAUCCAGGUCUCGACCACACUCUAUGUCUUCUCCCGCUACGUGCUCGACCCCGGAUUCCGCCGCUUCAUCGUGCCGUUCGCCCUCAUCUUCUCCGCCGGGGUGGUCAAGUACGUGGAGCAGGUCGUCGCGCUGCACCACGCGACGAUGGAGGCGCUCAUCAAGUCCGUCCUGGGAAAGCCCGACGCUGGCCCGGACUACGCUGACACCAUUAACCGAUUGGACGGGAUUAUGAGAUCCGGCGCAUUGCCGUCCCUCGACAUCAAGAACGAACGAGUUGACCGCCCAAACUCUGAUCCGGAGGCCAACGUGCAGGUGAAAGAUUACAGCGAAGAUGAGCAGGUGGCCAUCAAAACCAUCCGGUCAGCACACUCUCUGUUCUCGAGAUUCAGUGUCCUGUUCGCGGACGGCAUCUUCAGCUUCGAGGACAGGCAGGAGAGCCAGGCCAUGUUCUUGCGCAAGGACGCGAGGUGGGCGUUCAAGAUCGUGGAGAUCGAGCUGGGUUUCGCGUACGAUCGGCUCUACACCAAGGCCUCGGUGUCCCGCGGGGCGAGGCUGGCGGUGCGUGUGUGCAGCCUGUCGCUCACGCUCGCCGCCGGCCUCUGGGCGGCGCUGGCGAUCCUGCGGGCGAGCCAGUACCGGCAGCGGCACCGGUGCGUGACGUACGCGCUGCUCGCCGGAGCGGCGCUCAACGACGCCGCGAUACUCGCCGCCCACGCCUUCUCCGUCUGGUCCCUGGUGCACGGCGACUGGCUGAGCUGGUGCUCCGUCAUGCUGGUGAAGCGGAGGAGGUGGUCGGCGAGCAUGGCGCAAUCCAACCUCGUCACCUUCUGCCUCCGGAAGCUGCCUUCCAACAACGACUCCGACCCGGCGCCGCUCUCGUCGUCGUUUCUUCUCCGGCGGCUACUCCUCGGCGGCGGCCGAGGAGGAGGAGUGCAACAACAAGACGCAUCGCCUGCUCCUGCUCUUUCCACCACGUUAGCGUCCAUGGACGAAUUCCAGAAGCUGUUCGAGAGGCGUUCCCUGCUCGACCAGGUCCGUUCUGGAAGCUUCUGGAGCAAGUACAAGCAUACCAAGUAUGUCCCGGUGAGCGAGAAGCUCAAGGAUUUCAUCUACGCCCAGCUAGAGGAGAAGGUUCGCCGUCUCAGCGAGUACGACAAGAGGAUGGAGAGGGAGCGUGAGCGUGAGCGGAAGCGAGUGAGAGCUCCAUCUCCAUCUCCAUCUCCAUCUCCAUCUCCAUCUCCAUCUGCAUCUGCUACGACUCCAACCCAAACCGGAACGUCGACGACGACGACGACGAGUAGCAUGUACAGCAUUUUGACGGAUUGCAGGGGGGACCAAGUGAUGAAAAAGGAGCGGAUCAGCAACCUGAGCUGGAGCCUGGAGAAGAAGGAGUUCGACGAGAGCCUACUGAUAUGGCACAUCGCGACGGACCUGCGGUUCCGCGAGGAGGCACAGGCGGCCGGCGCCGCCGCCUCCGCGGCGAGUGCGGCGACCGUCGAUCAGCGAGAGACCAGGAAGCACAUGGAGAUCGCGCGGGAGCUGUCCAACUACCUCUACUACAUCAUGGUGGUGCACCCGCUGAUGCUGUCGUCGUCGACGACCAUGGCGAUCAAGAGGUGCCGGGACACGUGCGCGGAGGCGCGGAGGCUGUUCCUCAAGGACCACGUGAUGGCGGCGGCGGGGAAAGGGAAGGGCGACCGGCGGCGGGCGGUGGGCGAGGACAACGCGCACAGGGUGCUCCUGGACGUGGACACGCCGCUGCACGCGGCGGUGGUGAAGGGGGACAAGUGCAAGUCGGUGCUGUGGGAUGGGUGCUUCCUGGCGAGGGAGCUGAGGCAGAGCAUGGCCGACCCGGGGAGGAGGUGGAGGGUGGUGUGCGAGGUGUGGGUGGAGAUGCUGGGCUACGCGGCGGUGCACUGCGGAGGGUACCAGCACGCGGAGCGGCUCAAGGACGGCGGCGAGCUCAUCACCUUCGUCUGCCUCCUCAUGACCCACCUCGGCAUGGGGAAGCACUACCGGACCGAGGUUGGGGAUGCCUACGCCCACCUCUCGCCCUACAGCGCCGCGGCCUAGCGCAUCUGUAUUAGUACUACACUCCAGCUAACCUGUUGCUUGUACUACCUCGAUUGGUGAACAGAGUUUGAUAAUAUAUGGGUGUGUUUGGAUAAUGGGUUAGGAGAGGUGGGAUUGGGAAAUAGAAAUGAUGGAGGGAUAAGAUGAAAUGGAGUGAGAAGAAUGGAUGGCUAUGAUUGAAACUUAUCCUUUGAGGGGUAAGAAAUCAUAUUCCAAACCCAUUAUCCAAACAUGGCCUAUGUGAUUGUUAGCUCAGGAACAAAACGUUCAGAAAGAAAUAACGAAUAGUCGUAGGCAGAGCAAA
Molecule: messenger RNA, 2933 nt
Organism: Oryza sativa Japonica Group (Japanese rice)
Lineage: Eukaryota; Viridiplantae; Streptophyta; Magnoliopsida; Poales; Poaceae
Source: RefSeq, a predicted model, not a curated record